AUGAAUAAAGAUCUUAUGCUUCAGUUAGUAAAUAAUGAACGUCACAAAGUUGGUGUUAAGGAGCUAGAAUGGGACCCCCGUUUGGCCAAAGCUGCACAGCUACAGUCGGAAUUUAUGGCAUCAUGCAAUUCUUGUACGCACUCUAGUAAAUCUGGUGGUCUUGGUACUAGGAUUGAAGCUCAAGGAUUUUCAUGGUCUGGCUGUGCCGAGAAUGUUGCUGAGGGAUAUAAAAAUGAAGAGGCAGUUGUAAAAGGAUGGAUGAGUUCUCAUGGUCACAAAUCAAACCUGCUCAAUCCAAAAUAUACUCAUUUUGGAGCAGGGCAUAUAAAUGGUUUUUGGGCUCAGGUUUUUGGAAGUGAAUUAUAG
Molecule: messenger RNA, 366 nt
Organism: Dentiscutata erythropus
Lineage: Eukaryota; Fungi; Glomeromycota; Glomeromycetes; Diversisporales; Gigasporaceae
Source: the annotation of a GenBank genome assembly